UACAAACCCUCACCGAUCUUCAACAAUCCCAUUUUCCAUUCAUCUUCACACCCACAUAACAUACAAUCAUAUAAUCUUUUGGAAAACAGAAAUUAUGGAAAAGCCGUCUUCCAAGGAGAUUGAGGUUACUGUUAUUUCUGGUGAGGGUUUGCUCCUAAGCCGGAGACCCGUCAAGAAAAACGUGUCCGUCACCGUAAAAACCGACCCCUUUAACUCCCGAUCUACGGGUGUGGAUCCGGAGGGCGGGAGUUACCCUGCAUGGAACGAGAAGCUGGUCAUGGAGCUGCCCCUGCAUGCCCAUUUCAUUACUGUGGAAGCGCACGCGGGCAGCAGGCUGAUCGGAGUCGCGAAUAUACCCGUAUCCGAUUUCUCGGGUGGGUACUUGCCCGAGAACUAUUUGAGUUUCUUGAGUUACAGGCUGAGGGACUCUAAUGGCGAGAAAAAUGGGAUUAUCAAUCUGUCGGUGAAGGUGAAGGGGAGCGGAAACAUGGGAUACGCCGGCAGUUCGCGGCCCUGGAUGGGGGUUCCAACAGCGGAUGCUAAGGUGUCUGACGGGAUCGUUACGGGUAUUCCCGUCUCGUAUAGAUACUGAAUUUUUCUUUUUCUUUUCUUAGUUGUGGUUGAAAUUAAAGAUUUUUUUAUUUAUGGAGGAGAAAUUGUAAUUAAAUGGGUAUGGCGAUUGAUUUGCUAGGUUUAUUAUGUGUCAAAUAUCACACUUGUUGUACAAUUGAUCAAUUUCUUUAAUAUUAUAUUUGGAACCAUUGGAUUUAAGCGAA
Messenger RNA from Sesamum indicum (sesame), 776 nucleotides. Its product is annotated as BON1-associated protein 2-like. Gene Ontology annotation, biological process: defense response. Lineage: Eukaryota; Viridiplantae; Streptophyta; Magnoliopsida; Lamiales; Pedaliaceae. The record is from RefSeq and is a predicted model, not a curated record.